This is a messenger RNA of Theileria parva strain Muguga, 2040 nucleotides long. RefSeq lists its product as uncharacterized. Gene Ontology annotation, molecular function: protein binding. Lineage: Eukaryota; Apicomplexa; Aconoidasida; Piroplasmida; Theileriidae. The coding region runs from base 116 to 1993 and encodes 625 amino acids. The transcript has 11 exons. The record is from RefSeq and is a predicted model, not a curated record.
UAGAUUUAUAUUAUUUUUUAUGAUUUUAUUUUUUAUUUUAAGUAUAUAAUUAUGAUAACAUAAUCAUGAUCAUUCGUAAUCUAGCAAUAUUUAUCAUGGAAUCCAGAUUUGUACAAUGUUUCACGGAUUUAUUACCAAAAAUAAAAAGAAAUACAUCUUAGAAAGAAGAGUAUACGAGUAUUUGGAAACAUGUAAGUGCGUCACAUUCACUGGAAUCCUCGCAAAGGGGGAGAACAUUUUAAAUGUUUCCAAAAAUGGCGAACUUAUUCUUUUGACUGGCAAAUCCUGGGUUAUCUUACUAAGCAAGGAACAUGAUCUCUUAAACCCUCAUAUUUCCUCAAGUGCAUCAUCGAACAAUUGUUCCUGUGACUAUAACCAGAUUGCAUCUUCAAUUGGACCAGAACCUAGAAUGUCAAUUAAAAAAUUUGACUACAGUACACAAUGCACAUGUUCUCUUUGGUAUUCAAAAGAUAAUUCGAUUUUUUUAACAUCGGGAGACUACAAAAUUGAUGUUUGGGACUCAGAUGAGUUUGAAAUCGCAUACUCAUUCUCAGAUUUGUCGAACUUAGUCAAGUCAAUGACAGUAUGCAACCAGAACUCAUCUUAUCCACAAAUUCUAGCUGGACUAUCAUGUGGUUCUAUUGUUGUCUGUGAUACACGCCAGGCUUCAGCUUCCAAUUUCUCAAAACCGACCUUUAAUUCUCCAUUAACGUGCAUAAAAUCAUUGAAGCAUAAUGAACACCAAUUGAUAGCAACUUACGAUAAUUCAUUAAUGCUGGUCUGGGAUUUGAGACGGUUUAGUAAACCAUUGCAUAAAAUCACUAAUACUGUUAAGUCCGUCGGCGAUCCUUUUAUUUGGGGAUGCACAGUCAACUCAACAUCACAGAAUUCCGUGGCUAGAAUACUACACGAGAAGACGUCAGUGGACUUUAAGUAUGAAGAUGACCUCUGGAAUUAUAUAAGAGAUCAUGAGUCGGGACCAAAGAGAUCGAAGACUCAAUCAUCACCUGUCAAGAAAAAUAACUUUACAGACCCAACAGUUAAAUACAGAAGAGUUCUCUCCUCCGAUCACUCUGUAAAUUAUAAACGUUAUUUAGAUGAUAAACUUGUAAAUUAUGUAAAAUAUACAAAUGGUGAUUUGGAUGGGUUCGAAAAGGAAUACAAGAGUAAAACAUUAAGAAAAAGAGUCGAGUUAAACAUGCAACACGCUCCAACGAAUUUGAAUCCUGAUAAUUCAAGCUCACUUAGCACUAAAACACUUCCUACAGAUAAAAGAUCGGAAGUUUGUACAGAUUUACAAAUUUCUGAUUAUGACUUCAACAUCUACGUCGCACAUAAGGAUGGGAUAAUUGAAUGCUAUAACUCGAACACGUUCAAAUUGUUAAAAUCAAUAAACGUGAAAGAGUUUGAAUCAGACUUGUUAGUGGAAACAAAGAACAGCCGCGAUCAAAAGAUGAAGAUACAGCUGGUGUGUGAAGAUUCAGUUUUGGCAUUCACUAACAUGAACCUCGUGGGCUUCGUCAACCUAAGAAACGAUCAACUUAUCAAGUACAUAGAUGUCAAACAAGAUGAUUUGGGAUCAGUUGGCCCAGAAAUAACAGACACCAGGUGGUUUUUCCAUGACGUUCGUUCUGGAAUGGACACUAUAAAUGAAAAUCGAGCACGUAAUAGGGCAAAUGCACGAAUUGGCCGUGGAGGACAUGGACAAUUUGGUCAGAAUCAGGGAGGAAAUCAGUUGGAUAUAGACGAUCAGUUCGUACAAGAAGACGCGUUAGUUAGGGAGCUGCAUUUCGAAAGACAGAGACAAGACCACCGUAACGCUGCAACCAGAGUGAUUGACAUAAACGUGAGAAGAUACGCGUCCCAACCUGCUUUGAAAGACUUGAAUAUUAAGGACAUUUCUACCGUACCAUCAAUUCGAGAAAUCUACGCUACCAAUGGUAGUGGGCAGCUUUUUGAAAUCCAUACAGAUUAUAAAAAAAUUUUAAGGUGAUAGAUUUCUGUAAUAUCGAAAAUUUUAAAUUUAAAUUCUAGACUUCA